GCUGAAGUCACGAGGACGGAAGCGGAGUUCACAUUCCUGAGUUCAAGUCGUGAGUCUUUUGUUUACAAUUGGAUUUCUCUUCCAGAUACAGUCUCUUAACGUCAACUGUAACAGAGACACAGGAUGACUGGGGAGGGGAGACGGCCCUUCCUCCUCCUCCUCCUCUUCACGUUUCUGUCUCUGUGUGACUGUCACCAUCACUUUGCUCGGCCCACGAGUUCAAUGGCUGCAUCCAAUGACACUGCAAGGAAAGCCGCACAUGCAGCAGCAGAGGUAGCAGGCUACGCCCAAGUGGCAAAACAGAUCAUUGACCUGGCUGUGUUCGGUGCUGCCCAGAACCGCUCUUACAGAAGGCUGGCCGACUUCACCGACGCCGUGGGGAACCGUGUCAGUGGCUCACACAACCUGGAGAUGGCUAUCAAAUACAUGUACAAUGCUAUGAUGCAGGAUGGAUUGGAUGUCCAUCUUGAGCCUGUUAAAAUCCCACACUGGGUGAGAGGGGACGAGAGUGCAGAGAUGAUCAUGCCAAGGGCCAAAAGUCUGUCUAUACUGGGACUGGGCAGCAGUGUAGGAACACCACCUGAAGGUAUCCAGGCAGAAGUGUUAGUGGUUCGCUCUUUUGAUGAACUGAAGCGCAGAGCUGGCAAGGCAGUUGGCAAGAUUGUAGUCUUCAACCAGCCAUUUGUCAGCUACGGGGAGACGGUGGCUUACCGUGCGUUUGGUGCCUCAGAGGCAGGUAGAGUGGGAGCUGUGGCCUCUCUCAUUCGAUCUGUCACUCCGUUCUCUAUUAACAGUCCCCACACAGGUUGGCAGGACUACCAGGACGGAGUGAAGCGCGUCCCUACAGCCUGUAUCACCGUGGAGGAUGCAGAGCUGAUGUCGCGCAUGGCGCAGAGAGGGCAGAAGAUCGUAGUCAGACUCACGAUGGGUGCCAAGACUCUGCCGGACGCCGACUCUUUCAACACAGUGGCUGAAAUAAGAGGCUGGCAGCACCCGGAGCAGGUCGUCCUACUGAGUGGUCAUUUGGACAGUUGGGACGUGGGCCAGGGUGCUAUGGAUGACGGAGGUGGAGCCAUGAUUUCCUGGGAGGCCUUGUCCCUCAUCAAGGACUUAGGUUUGCGUCCAAGGAGAACCCUACGAGCAGUGCUGUGGACAGCUGAGGAGCAGGGUGGAGUCGGAGCGCAGCAGUACUAUGAUCUCCACAAGGUGAACCUGUCCAACUUCGACCUGGUCAUGGAGUCUGACUUGGGGACAUUCGCACCGGUGGCUCUGCAGUUCACCGGCAGUGACGCAGCACGAGAGGUGAUGGAGGAAGUGGUCAAACUGUUGGCUCCCAUUAAUACAACCAAACUGGAGACGCACGGAGAGGGGACCGACAUAUCACCAUGGAUGCAGGCAGGAGCACCAGGGGCCAGCCUCCAUGUGGCAGACAGUCGAUACUUUUGGUUCCACCACAGUGAGGGUGAUACCAUGAGCGUUCAGGACCCUCAGGACAUGAACCUCUGCUCGGCAUUGUGGGCCGUUGUUGCCUAUGUCGUGGCCGACCUGCAGGACAUGCUGCAUAGGUAGCCAGUCUGCGCAAAGGAGUCAUAGCCUGCGGUGGACAAGCUGAUCACUCUGAACCGCCGGUUGAUUCCAAAACACAUAAGACAACAGAGAUGAUACAAGAAUAGAAAAAUAAUUGAGAUGGAUUUUUUCAGGUUUAGUUUCCAGUAUUCCCUUAACUAAAGGAACAAACUCAUUUUUAAAGCUGUGUGUUUGUUAAAUUGUUCACCAGAUUAUCGUGGUAAAUUAUUUAGGUGUUACAAUUCUUGCCUACGUUGUGCUUAACUGAGUCUUAGCACAUUUUUUGUCAUGUUUAUGUAAUAUUCUGUAAAACUUUAUUCCAUAAACUUUAUCAACAAUCAA
Scophthalmus maximus (turbot) is the source of this 1908-nucleotide messenger RNA. Its product is annotated as carboxypeptidase Q-like. Gene Ontology annotation, biological process: proteolysis; peptide catabolic process. The record is from RefSeq and is a predicted model, not a curated record. Gene Ontology annotation, molecular function: metallodipeptidase activity. Bases 124 to 1569 code for a protein of 481 amino acids. The transcript has 11 exons. Lineage: Eukaryota; Metazoa; Chordata; Actinopteri; Pleuronectiformes; Scophthalmidae.